AUGUUUGAACCACGCUCCAACCCCUUCGUCGAGAAGACAUGGUCCCUCAAGAGAAACGGACCAACCGCCACCUACAUCCGCAAGCCAGACGGGACCCUCGGCCGCGCGCCUCUCUCCCCAAACUACACCUGCUGGACCCCUCCCAACGUGCUCCCCCGUGUUGCCGCCGAGCGCGCCGCAGCCUACGACCUCCGCCUCUGGCAGAUCAGCCGCAACGCAGACGAGUACAAGGCCCGCAAGGCCGCCGCCAGGGCAAAGUGGCGGCGUGAGCGCCAAGCCUGGUUAGACGCCAGCCCCAUCUUCCACCCCUUCUCGCUGCUCCCCCUGGAGAUCCGCCUGCAGAUCUGGGAGCAGGCAGCCACGGACCCCGAUCCGACUGAUGUCGUCCUGCGAGAUCCGCCUCGCGACAGACCGCCCCAGCAGAGCCUCUCGUUCCGCGCGGACGCCAACGUGCCACAGAUCCUGCUCGUGAACCGUGAGGCCUACAGGGCCACGCGGCGGUUCUUCCAGCGGGCUUUCAAGGAUCACUCUGACGGGGGCGUGCUCACCAGAACGUACAAGUGGGCUACCUCUCGGAGAUUGUCAUCGAGGUGA
Cryphonectria parasitica EP155 is the source of this 594-nucleotide messenger RNA. RefSeq lists its product as uncharacterized. Bases 1 to 594 code for a protein of 197 amino acids. NCBI's taxonomy places the organism in Eukaryota, Fungi, Ascomycota, Sordariomycetes, Diaporthales, Cryphonectriaceae. The transcript has 3 exons. The record is from RefSeq and is a predicted model, not a curated record.